Molecule: messenger RNA, 1098 nt
Organism: Mesocestoides corti
Lineage: Eukaryota; Metazoa; Platyhelminthes; Cestoda; Cyclophyllidea; Mesocestoididae
Source: the annotation of a GenBank genome assembly
AUGGAGAGGGGUGUGGAUGGCAGAGUGGGUGGUGGGGGAGCUGGAUGUCUUGCAGAUGCGGACGGAGGGGAGAACUGCACGCACGUGCCAGACCAAGCAGUGAUUACCCUGGGGCGAGGUGAACAAAGGGAAAAAACACAUGUCGCUAGACGUUGUGGAGAUGAAUUAACACGACUCACUGCAAGGGGCCUCACCUACCCUGUAAAGGCGACAGCGUGCCUUGGGUGGAUUCGAGGUCUGCUAAAAUACUUUCCACCAAGUCGCCAUCCCAAAGUGGGUUGCCUUUCUGCGGGAGCUCACUUCACUCGAAUAUGCUGUGCCAUCUUGGCCUGCCACAACGCCGGAGCCCUCUGUUUCAACACCAGUGGAGCGGUGAUCGGCGAUUUACUGGGCCUCCUUGUCCCUUUCGUCGAUCUCAGUGAUUUGGAUCAAAGACCAGAGACGUACCUUCCACUUGAUAUGCUCUCCUUCUACGACCUGUUCAUUGAACUAGUGGAGCAUUUCGCGGGGGUGUCAUACUCGGCGCCAAUUUUCUCCAACAUUCUGCUUCUCUUCCUGCAAACUUCAUCCCUACCGGCAAACUAUCGACGCGCACUUUGGGGCGAGCACCAAACCGCACUCCGGGCCCUGGUGAUUUCACCCAGGGAGUAUAUUUUGUCUGCGGCCUCCUACAAAGGCCUGUUCGAACCCGUUGAAGGUGACGAGGGAGUCCUCAGGUCCUACGCCAGUGCCCUCUGCUCCGGUCUCAUACAGCCCUGCCGGCAGCCGAUUCUCGCGCUAAUAGCCAUUCACCACCUUAAUCGUAACAUUUAUUCACUUUCGGCCAAAGCGGAACACGCUUCUUUUCUGAGUCAACUGUCGUCAUCCCUCAAAUUUAUCGCUUCGCGUGGCAGCCCAGAAGCGGUGCAAAUGCUCGAUUAUUUGCGGCGUUACAAGGCACCGGUCGUGCCGAAUUCACCGGCCAUCCCAAUUUCACAGUUAUCAAACUCAAAUUACACUUCGAUUGGAUGUGCCAAGGUCACCGAUCUGAUGCAGCUUUAUGAAGAAAAUGAACUGCCACCCUUGCGAAUAAAGCGGUGGGACGAGUUCAUGCAAUGA